CAGAGCGCAGCGGCUGCGGCGGCAGCGAUGGGGAUGCUCAGCCUGCCCGGCUUUCUGUCCUGCGGGAAGAAGAAGGACUUCAAUUUUGGAGAUGCCCGCAUCAGCAAAGAGAACUCAGAGCGUGAAAACUGGUCAAACAAGGCCGACUACCUGCUGUCCUUGGUGGGCUAUGCCGUGGGCCUGGGCAACGUCUGGCGCUUUCCCUACCUCACCUACCAGAAUGGAGGAGGUGCUUUUCUAAUCCCCUACACCCUCAUGCUGGCGUUAGCUGGCUUGCCCUUAUUUUUCAUGGAAUGUUCCCUUGGGCAGUUUGCCAGUCUAGGGCCAGUUUCCAUCUGGAGAAUACUACCAUUGUUUCAAGGAGUGGGCAUCACAAUGGUCAUCAUCUCAACAUUUGUGACUAUCUACUACAACGUUAUCAUUGCUUAUGCACUUUACUACUUAUUUGCCUCAUUUCAAAAAGUGCUGCCAUGGUCAGAUUGCUUCUCCUGGGCAGAUGAAUUAUGCAGCAAGACACGAAUAGUAAGUGACUGCAACGCAACCUUGCAUGGGGAAAUCAUUCGUGCGAACUACUCAUUCAUCGCGGGCAACAAUCUCACGUGUAUAAAUGGCACCAUAAGCUACAAACCAGUGCAAUUUCCCAGUGAGCAAUACUGGAACAAAGUGACUCUGCAGCGCUCGAGUGGGCUGGACGAGACCGGCAGGAUCGUCUGGUACCUGGCUCUCUGCCUCCUCCUGUCCUGGAUGAUUGUUGGAGCUGCCCUGUUUAAAGGAAUCAAGUCUUCUGGAAAGGUUGUCUACUUUACUGCACUCUUCCCAUAUGUCAUCCUGCUCAUCCUGUUGGUGCGAGGGGUCACCCUGGAAGGUGCUUUGGAUGGCAUUGAGUACUACAUUGGGAGACAGUCCAACAUCACCAAGCUGAUGGAGGCAGAGGUUUGGAAAGAUGCAGCCACCCAGAUAUUUUUCUCCCUGGCCGUGGGGUGGGGUGGGCUUGUUGCUUUGUCUUCAUACAACAAGUUCCACAACAACUGCUACUCAGAUGCCAUUCUAGUUUGUGUGACCAACUGUGCCACCAGCGUGUUUGCUGGGUUUGCAAUAUUCUCCAUCCUGGGACAUAUGGCAUUUGUGUCUCAGAGGCCUGUCUCAGAGGUGGUGGACUCAGGGUUUGAACUGGCCUUUGUAGCCUACCCAGAGGCUCUCUCCCAGUUACCAGUUUCUCCUCUGUGGUCUUUCUUGUUUUUCUUCAUGCUUGUGCUUUUGGGCCUUGACUCCCAGUUUGCCUCCAUUGAAACAAUUACAACCACCAUUCAAGAUAUAAAUCCCAGAGUGAUGAAAAAAUUAAGAGUACCUGUAACCCUGGGUCUAUGUGCAGCAUUCUUUUUUCUUGGGCUUAUCUGUGUUACUCAGGCAGGAAUUUACUGGGUUAACCUAAUAGAUCACUUCUGUGCUGGAUGGGGAAUCCUUAUUUCAGCUGUCCUGGAGAUAGUAGGCAUUGCCCACAUUUACGGAGGAAGAAGAUUCAUUGAAGACAUUGAAAUGAUGAUUGGAAAGAAGAGCAGUUCAUUCUGGCUGUGGUGGAAAAUGUGCUGGUUUUUCAUCACUCCUGUGCUGUUAAUGGUUGUUUUGGUCUGGUCUUUGAUGACAUUUCCAAACCCCACUUAUGGCUCAGUGUUAUACCCAGCCUGGGGAAGCAUUGUUGGCUGGUGCAUGAUCAUCUUCUGCGUCAUCUGGAUUCCCAUUGUUGCUAUUGUAAAAAUACUUAAUGCUGAUGGAAACCUUGUUGAGCGCAUUGUCAGCUGCUGCCGGCCUGCAGCAAACUGGGGCCCCUACCUGGAGCGUCACCGGGGAGAGCGGUACAGCCACAUCGAGGAUCCCAGGACAGCCAAGGGGCAUGAGAUCCCCACUGUGUCUGCCAUCGUAUACAAGCAACAUUGAGAUGGCUCUUUGGAUGACUGUUUUUUAGUAUAUAUACACGGGUUUUGUUUUUUAAUAUUGGAAAGGUACAAGGCGAAAAAAAAAAAGGCAAAUCGACAGCCCUGCUCCUUUAAAAUCCAGUCCCCAAAUGACAGCAAGUCAUAUUAUUUAUUUGUAGUGCUUUGGGGAGGGACACAUCAAUAAGGCACUGAGAUCUCAUCAGAUAUGUGGGUUGAGAGGGCAGGAUAAUACAUUGCAGGCUCCCCAGGCUGCUGGACUGGGCAUGCUUCACCCCAUGCAGCUGGUAUCCAGCUGGAGUGCAGAUACGGGUGUGGGGGACAGGAAAGACAUUCUGGUGCUCCCAGCUGGAGCCCAAAGGUGCUCUGUGUGUGUCUGUGUGUGUGUGUGCCCUGAGGUGCAGUUGCUGCAUUCUGCUGUGCUCUGCCACCCCAGGGGUGUGCAGUCAGCAGAGGGGAAGGGGUGUGCUGCUGCCUGGCACUGGAGCUCAGGGAACAUGAGUAAUUCUUCUCUGUCUAAGCCUUGCUCAGUGUGCUGGGAGGCUGCUCAGGAUUUGAUGUUAAGUGUGCUCUGUGUGUGUGUGUUGUCUAAACAAAUACAAAUA
This is a messenger RNA of Passer montanus (Eurasian tree sparrow), 2536 nucleotides long. It is a transcript of the gene SLC6A14, whose product is annotated as solute carrier family 6 member 14. Gene Ontology annotation, molecular function: L-proline transmembrane transporter activity. Lineage: Eukaryota; Metazoa; Chordata; Aves; Passeriformes; Passeridae. Gene Ontology annotation, cellular component: membrane. The record is from RefSeq and is a predicted model, not a curated record. Bases 28 to 1935 code for a protein of 635 amino acids. The transcript has 14 exons. Gene Ontology annotation, biological process: sodium ion transmembrane transport.